UGACUUCAAGUUUGGGUUAAAAACUAUAUUAAUAUUCAAUUGAAUUCAUGUUUUUAUCGUAAGUGUCGUCACUUUCAUCUGAUUUGUGUUGAAUGUGUUGAUGAAUGUUAAGUGAUGGCCGACUUCGCCAACUAUAAGGUUAUUAGCAACAAAUUGAAGAAACGAUUCCUACUUCGGAGGCCAAAUGUAUCUGAAGUAUCGGAACAAUUCUUGAGUUUGAGUCGUGAUCUGAACCAAUUCAAAGCAUAUUCGGGUUAUUGUUGUCUAGCAGUGGCCCGAUGUGAGCACUCGAUGGGCAAUACAGCGGCCGAGACUCAGGCGCUGCUCGACUCGGCCAGACUUCUGCGCGAUGGCGACCAACUCAAUGGUGCCAUCAGUGCGUACAGACACGCACUGCGUGUGUCACACAAAUCACUUCAUACAUCCAUUUACGGCGAAUUGGCCACUCUUUACAAAAGACAUCAAAAAUAUCUCGAGGCCAGCAAUGUCUAUAUUGAGGCCAAUCUCUUAAAAGAAGCCAUCGAUUGCUUCUUGAGUUGUAGUCAAUGGGAACGGGCUUUAGAAACCUUCUCUAGAGUUGAUUCAUCGGUGAUGACUGAAUCAGAUUUUGUAACACUAUUUCUUUUAAAGCUAUAUCUGAAUGACACCAAUAAAUGUGAAUUCAAUUUACCGAUUGUUGAAUGCAAUCCACAAAAUGAUGAACUAAUGGACUUAAAUAUAAUGUUGGAAUCACUGCUUAUUUGGUCUCAGACUCGAUCUGAAGAUAUCGUCGAUUCAAUUGCCGCUCAUUUGUUUCCCAAACUUAAUGGACAUCAAAAUCAAUUGCUUUAUCUUAUACUCACUGAAAAGGAUGAUUAAAAUAAUUAUAAUUCAAAUUAUAUACAUAAAUAUGUAU
Molecule: messenger RNA, 895 nt
Organism: Oppia nitens
Lineage: Eukaryota; Metazoa; Arthropoda; Arachnida; Sarcoptiformes; Oppiidae
Exons: 1
Coding region: 115-858 (247 amino acids)
Biological process (GO): vesicle cytoskeletal trafficking
Cellular component (GO): early endosome
Molecular function (GO): protein binding
Source: RefSeq, a predicted model, not a curated record